This is a messenger RNA of Pipra filicauda (Wire-tailed manakin), 2692 nucleotides long. It is a transcript of the gene RAB9B, whose product is annotated as RAB9B, member RAS oncogene family. Gene Ontology annotation, cellular component: lysosome; phagocytic vesicle; late endosome. Gene Ontology annotation, molecular function: GTPase activity; GTP binding. Lineage: Eukaryota; Metazoa; Chordata; Aves; Passeriformes; Pipridae. Gene Ontology annotation, biological process: retrograde transport, endosome to Golgi; Rab protein signal transduction. The record is from RefSeq and is a predicted model, not a curated record. The coding region runs from base 1011 to 1937 and encodes 308 amino acids. The transcript has 2 exons.
GCAUGCCUGCCCUGCUGGUGUUCCCUGUGUUGUUACCUGCACACAGGUGCUGGCGGCCCUGCUGCAGUGGGGGUCAGCCGCUGGAAUAGCUCACAGCGGGGCAGACGAGGAUGUGCUGUCGGUGUCACGGCUGUGUCAUGGUUUCCACCGCCCCGCUGACCUGCGGGCUCCGGAGCGGCCCGACAUCACCUACUGGUCAUUCUUAAAACGAGUCACUUGCUAACAAACCAUCUCUAAACAGAAAAUCUGCUCUGGGCUGAUGGCCUGUGGCCGGACCAUCUUCAACCCGCCCUCAGCAAGGUUUGGGAAAGGAACAAGGGUGUUGAGCAGCUCACCUGCCCAGGGGAGGGUUCCCCCAAGCCAGCGGCCCCAGGGAGCUGUGCUGCACGUCCUGUUUGUCUCUUGUGACAUUUGCAUUUUGUUCUUUGCUUUAGGACUGCUGGACCGUGCACUGCUACACAGAUGUCCCAUCAAGUUAGCUCAGCUAUGCUUGGGUUUGGGCUGUUUCUGUGCAGGGAAGUGAAAUUGGUGAGCCUUUUGUGCAGAAAGUGCAGAAAUUCGCUAGAAGCAGAAGUUUCUGCUUUUGGCUUUGUGGUUACCACACUGUUUGGAAGGGGUGCAGAAUCCGAGUUGAACAGGACUCCCCACAAUUAGUGCAGAGAGUGGGGUUUGGCCUGGACAGAGUAGGAGUGCUGUUCUGGGCUCCUGCUUUGGUGGGUUGGAGGUGUCAUCACUAAGCAGCACUGCUCAUCCACACCCUUCCCGGGAAUGUUGGUAGCAGGUGUAAGCAAGGUCCCAGGCUGUUGCCAGCUGGCUCACUCUCCUGGAUAGCAGGUUCAGGUGCAUGUUCUAUCCUUAAAUCAGAUUGCAGAGUGUGUGAGUAGGCAGGCCAAGCAGAUCACAGCUAUCAAUGUGCCCUGGAUUGAGGGGAGGCACAGAGUGCACAGCCUGUGCAGUCAUGUCAGAGCCCCUUCAGUUUAUUCUGUUCUUAUUUUGGGUGUAGCAUCUACAUGGUACUGGCUCUGCCCUGUCCAGGUGUGGGCUCUGUUCCAUUUCACUUAGGGCAAGGGAAACUCCUUGGUGCUUUGUUCUUGCCUGUUUUACUCCAGCUAUCAGUAUGGCUCUUGCAGCUUCCUAGAGCUCUGCUAUUGUUCUUCCAUCCUGGAUCAGCAUCACAAACAAAGACACCGAGGGCAGCUCUGGCAACCUGGAUGACUGAUGUUUGUUUUUUAGUGACUGUUACACUGGAGGAAAGUGUUCCCUGGACACUCCCAGAGACAAUUGUAUCACCAGAGCAGAUUGCCUUGGGACACCCCCCCCGUCCUGCUGCAAUGAGUGGGAAGUCCUUGCUCCUGAAGGUCAUUCUCCUCGGGGAUGGUGGAGUUGGGAAGAGCUCCCUCAUGAACCGCUACGUCACCAACAAGUUUGACUCGCAGGCGUUCCACACGAUCGGGGUGGAGUUCCUAAACCGGGACCUGGAGGUGGACGGGCGUUUUGUGACCCUCCAGAUCUGGGACACGGCGGGACAGGAGCGGUUCAAGAGCCUGCGGACGCCCUUUUACCGGGGGGCAGAUUGCUGCCUGCUGACCUUCAGCGUGGACGACCGGCAGAGCUUCGAGAACCUCAGUAACUGGCAGAAGGAGUUUGUCUAUUACGCUGACGUGAAGGACCCCGAACACUUCCCAUUUGUAGUCCUGGGCAACAAAAUAGACAAACUGGAGAGACAGGUGAGCACGGAGGAGGCCCGGGCCUGGUGCAUGGAGAAUGGUAACUAUCCGUACCUGGAGACUAGUGCCAAGGACGACACCAAUGUGACAGUGGCCUUUGAGGAAGCUGUGCGACAGGUGCUGGCGGUGGAGGAGCAGCUGGAGCACUGCAUGCUGGGCCACACCAUUGACCUGCACUCCAGCUCCAAAUCGGGGUCUUCCUGUUGUUAAGAGUGGCUGCUGCUUCGGGAACACUGCUGGAGCCAGCGGCUGGAUGGGAACACGCGUGGGCAGCCCUGGGGCACUCUGAGGAGAGUGGCCACGAGGACAAUAAGUGGUUUGUGCUCACUGGGGAGUUGCAGCCUCACCGUCUGAAUCCUGCCUGGAGUUCUCAGGCACAGAGCAUGUAUCCGCAGGAGGGAGCUGUUUAACAGAGCAUGUGAGCGUAGUCUUGCUUCCAUCUCUGCCUGUUUUAGCAGGUUUAAAGGACUGGGUUAAAGUCCUUUAAAUUCACUAAAGACAGUAGUGAUCUGUUCUGUACCAAGAACUGCCUGCAGAGCAAAGCUGAGAGCACUCUGAAGUAUUUUAUUCCUGAACUCAAAAAAAAUACUAGACCCACUCAUGACCAUACUGCCAAAGGAAAGCCUGCUCAGCAUCCUGAAAAACCUUGUUGUAAAGACUCUGGCCCAUGUGACUGUGAAAAAGCCAAAUACUGGAGAGGCUGGGGUGUGUGUAUCUGUUGUUUGGGAUAAGUGCAUUGUGUCCUGAGACUGACUUGUGAUGAGAAUUGUUAGAGCUCUGAUCUGGAGCAAUAUAUGAAGGAGAGAUGGGCCUGUGUUUGAAUGUGACAGCAUUGUUUCUUUGUAGCUGCCUAUUUCUGGUCUGUUUUUCCUCACCUUUUUUUGUCUUGUGUGAGUGUUAUUUUUUGUUAUUUAUGUCUGUUGUUGUUUAAUAUAUGUUUCCUUGUCUCUUGUGGAGGCUCAACA